This is a messenger RNA of Tarenaya hassleriana, 5698 nucleotides long. RefSeq names its product proteasome-associated protein ECM29 homolog. Gene Ontology annotation, biological process: proteasome assembly. The transcript is spliced from 36 exons. The record is from RefSeq and is a predicted model, not a curated record. Gene Ontology annotation, cellular component: cytoplasm; nucleus. Gene Ontology annotation, molecular function: molecular adaptor activity. The coding region runs from base 65 to 5521 and encodes 1818 amino acids. NCBI's taxonomy places the organism in Eukaryota, Viridiplantae, Streptophyta, Magnoliopsida, Brassicales, Cleomaceae.
AAGAAGAAGCAAAGAAGCAAACACAAAAAUUUCGGGAACAGAAAAGAUCAGAAAAAAAAAAACAAUGGAGGGCUCGUCGUCGUCGUCUCCAUUGCCGUUGCUGUCAGCCAAAUCGGAUGGAGAAUUGGAGGAAAUGCUUGAUCGGAUGUUAACGAGGCUUGCUCUCUGUGACGACUCCAAGCUCGAAGCCUUGCUCUCGAAGCUCCUUCCACUCACCAUUUCUUCUCUCUCUUCUCAAUCUCCCGCUGUUCGCAACAAGGUUCUGGAGAUUUUGAGUCAUGUGAACAAGAGGGUGAAGCACCAGUCUGAAAUCGGUUUGCCUUUGCUCGAUUUAUGGAAACUGUACACUGACCCUGCUGCUUCUCCUAUGGUUAAGAACUUCGCUAUUGUGUAUGUUGAGAUGGCAUUUGAACGUGCACCAUCAAAGGAAACCGAGGUCGUUGCGUCUGUGAUGCUAGAAAAUGUUUCAAAGCUUCCUCAGCAACACCAGGAGAUUAUUUUGAGAAUUGUCGUUAAGGUGAUUGGUGAGUGUCAUGCUAGUCAGAUCAGUGAUGACGUAUCUGCAAAGUAUAAAUCUUUGGUUGCCUCUCAGGACAAGGAUUUGUUUCUGGAAUUUUGCCUUCAUAUGAUUUUGUAUCAACCGUCGCCUCAAGGCGGAGGAUCUCCUCCUGGCCUUUCAGUUUUCCAAAUCAACCGGAUCGUGGGAAAGCAAAUGUUGAAAGGGGAUACACUUACAAGGAGAAAGUUAGGGAUAUUGAAUGUCAUUGGGACCAUGGAUCUGCCUGGUGAACUUGUAUAUCCUUUGUAUGUUGCUGCAUCUGUGGACAGUCAAGAGCCUGUAGCUAAGAAAGGUGAGGAUUUGCUAAAGAAGAAAACUUCUGGUGCUAAUUUGGAUGAUCCAAACUUGAUUAACAGACUGUUCAUACUGUUCAAUGGUACCACCCCCACUGAACAUGUUGCCCCAGAACAUCGAAUAACUCCUGUAAAUGCAAGCUUGAAAGUGAAGCUUAUGUCUGUCUUCUCUCGUUCCAUUACUGCUGCAAAUAGUUUCCCAGCGACAUUACAGUGCAUUUUUGGUUGUAUAUACGGAAGCGGAACAACGUUGAGGCUCAAGCAAAUGGGAAUGGAGUUCACUGUCUGGGUGUUUAAGCAUGGGAAAAUAGAACAACUGAAACUUAUGGGUCCUGUUAUACUGAAUGCUAUUCUGAAAAUGCUUGAUGGCUACUCUACCUCAGAAGCGGAUGCUCUUGCAAGGGAGACCAAAACAUUUUCUUUUCAAGCAAUUGGCUUGAUUGGGCAACGCUUGCCUCAGCUUUUUAGAGAAAAGACUGACAUUGCUGUUCGUCUUUUUGACGCACUGAAGCUGGAGACUCAAUCUGUCCGCUCAACCAUCCAAGAGUCAACCAUUUCAGUUGCUGCUGCUUACAAGGAUGCACCGGAGAAUAUACUCAGAGAUUUGGAGGUGCUUCUGUUGGAAAAUUCUCAGGCGGAGCAAAGCGAAGCACGCUUCUGUGCUUUGAGAUGGGCAACUUCAUUAUCCAGUUCACAACAUUGCCCAAGUCGGUAUAUUUGCAUGCUCAGUGCAGCAGAUUCAAAGCUAGAUAUAAGGGAACUAGCGCUUGAAGGACUCUUUCUGAAAGAUGAAGGUCGCCAUAUAGUCUCUAAUCUUGACAACAAGUACCCACGAUUUGGUGACAUGCUGGAAUAUAUUCUAAAGCAGCAGCCAAAAUUGUUAGACUCUUCAGAAAUAAGAGGGCAAAAGCUUCUCUUUCCCUCACAAGUAUAUGUGGUCAUGAUUAAGUUUCUAUUGAAGUGUUUUGAGUUAGAGAUGGAGCAGAGCAAUUCCCUAGCAACAUCAUCUGAGUUUUUAUCUUCAGCACAAAGAAUGUGUUUGUUAUUGGAGCAUUCACUAGCAUUUGAAGGUUCAUAUGAAUUGCAUGCUUGUGCUUCCAAGGCAUUCGUUACAAUCGGAUCUCACCUGCAAGAGAUGGUCGCAGUUUACUGUUCUCACAAAAUUGCUUGGCUAAGGCAGUUACUUAACCAUAUGGACUUCAGUACUCGUGAGUCUGCAGGACGCUUGCUAGGAAUUGCAUCCUCUGCUCUUUCUGAUGCUGAAUCAUGUUCUUUGCUCCGUGAGUUGGCUUCUUCUGUUAGCCAACCACAGAAGUUGAGGUUUGAAGCACAGCACGGAAUAUUAUGUGCCAUUGGAUAUGUGGCGGCUGACUGUUUGUCAAGGACUCCUGCUAUUCCAGAAGCAGUUAUACAGGACACGGUAAAAUUUCUGACUGAUAGAGUUAAUUCGGAAACUGCACAACUGGCCUCUGUUGCUAUGCAAGCUCUGGGCCAUAUUGGUCUCCGUGCAGCAUUACCUCGUCUCAUUAGUGAUUCUUGCCCAGGGGCUCAAGUGUUGGGAGUUCUGCAAGAAAAAUUGAGCAAGCUACUUUCUGGCGAUGAUAUAAAAGCCAUUCAGAAAAUUGUUCUUGCGGUUGGCCAUAUAUGUUCAAAAGAAACAUCAUCUUCACACUUUAAGUCAGCACUGGAUCUCAUAUUCAGCCUUUCACGAUCAAAAGUUGAAGAAAUCUUGUUUGCUGCCGGCGAGGCUUUAUCUUUCAUCUGGGGUGGUGUGCCAGUAACUGCCGAUAUGAUUCUGAAAACCAACUAUACUUCUCUUUCUACGAACUCAAACUUUCUUAUGCGAGAAGUGAACUCUUUGUCAAAUAAUAAGUCUGAUGUCGAAAAUGAAGUUGGAGAAGACAGCCAUGCCAUUGCCCGGGAAACUAUCACCAGAAAACUCUUUGAUGUUCUGCUGUACAGUAGCAGAAAGGAUGAGCGUUGUGCUGGAACUGUCUGGUUACUGUCUGUGACAAUGUAUUCUGGUCACCAUCCAUCCAUCCAACAAAUGCUUCCUGAAAUCCAGGAAGCCUUCUCACAUUUGCUAGGUGACCAGAAUGAACUUACGCAGGAGCUGGCAUCUCAGGGAAUGAGCAUUGUUUAUGACCUUGGUGAUGCAUCAAUGAAGCAAAACCUGGUAGAUGCUCUCGUAAACACCUUAACUGGUACAGGCAAAAGGAAACGAGCUAUAAAGCUUGUUGAGGACUCUGAAGUUUUUCAAGAAGGAACUGUUGGUGAGAGUCCCAGUGGGGGUAAGCUUAGCACGUACAAGGAGCUUUGCAGUCUUGCAAAUGAAAUGGGGCAACCAGACUUGAUAUACAAAUUUAUGGAUUUAGCCAACCACCAAGCUUCUCUUAAUUCGAAAAGAGGAGCUGCUUUCGGGUUCUCAAAAAUAGCCAAACAAGCUGGAGAUGCUCUCCAACCUCACUUACGGUUGUUGAUUCCAAGAUUGAUUCGCUACCAAUAUGAUCCUGACAAGAAUGUACAGGACGCUAUGGCGCAUAUAUGGAAAUCAUUGGUGCAAGAUCCUAGGAAAACCGUUGAUGAUCAUUUGGAUCUCAUUCUCGAUGAUUUGUUGGUACAAUGUGGUUCACGGCUCUGGCGCUCCCGUGAGGCUUCAUGUCAUGCCCUUGCAGAUAUUAUUCAAGGACGGAAGUUUGACCAGAUUCAAAAGCAUCUGAAAAGACUAUGGAUAGCAGCUUUCCGUGCUAUGGAUGACAUCAAAGAGACUGUAAGAAAUGCUGGUGACAAGUUAUGCCGUGCUGUGACAUCCUUGACCAUAAGGCUUUGUGAUGUCACACUGACUGAUCUAUCAGAUGCAAAAGAAGCAAUGGGUAUUGUUUUGCCAUUUUUGCUUUCAGAAGGCAUAUUGAGUAAAGUCGACAGUGUACGCAAGGCUUCGAUUGGAGUUGUUAUGAAACUUGCGAAGGGUGCUGGAAUUGCCCUCCGUCCACAUUUGUCGGACCUGGUAUGCUGUAUGUUGGAAAGUUUGUCUAGUCUUGAAGACCAAGGACUCAACUACGUUGAGUUGCAUGCUGCAAAUAUUGGCAUAGAAACCGAGAAACUUGAAAAUUUACGAAUUUCAAUAUCAAAAGGCUCCCCAAUGUGGGAAACUCUUGAUCUGUGCAUCAACAUAGUGAAUAGAGAAUCACUAGAUCAGUUGAUCCCUCGCCUUUCUCAGCUGGUUCGUGCUGGUGUUGGCCUCAAUACAAGGGUUGGUGUUGCCAGCUUCAUCUCGUUACUAGUUCAGAAAGUUGGUAUCGAGAUAAAGCCAUUCACUGGCAUGCUGCUCAGACUUUUGUUUCCAGUUGCAAAGGAGGAGAAAAGUGCUGCAGCAAAACGUGCCUUUGCAAGUGCAUGUGGCCUUGUAUUGAAGUAUUCUAGUCCCUCUCAGGCCGAAAGGUUAAUCGAGGAUAUAGUGGCACUGCAUUCUGGUGACAGGAAUUCCCAGAUCUCAUGUGCAAUCCUUUUCAAAAGCUUUUCGUCCACAGCUUCCGACAUUGUGGCCAGCCAUCAAUCAGCGAUCGUUCCAGCUAUAUUUAUUUCCAGAUUCGAGGAUGAUAAACAGAUUUCUGGCCUUUUUGAGGAGGUCUGGGAAGACAGUACAAGUGGUGAAAGAGUAACCCUUCAGUUAUUUCUGGAAGAAAUUGUCAGUCUUCUUUGUGAGAGCAUCACAUCAUCUUCAUGGGCCAGCAAAAAGAAGUCUGCUCGGGCAAUUUGCAAACUAGCUGAGGCUUUGGGUGAAUCAUUAUCUUCGCACCACAGCAUUUUGCUGCAAUGUCUCCUGAAGGAAAUUCCUGGACGGCUUUGGGAGGGAAAGGAUGCUCUUUUGGAUGCACUAGGUGCUCUUUCAACCUCGUGCCACAAGUCAAUAUCUACCGCGGAUCCAACAACUCCUAGUACCAUUCUGAGUGUUGUGUCUUCUGCGUGUGGAAAGAAGGUCAAAAAAUAUCGUGAAUCGGCAUUCUGCUGUCUGGAGAAGGUGAUAAAAGCUUUCAGAAAUCCAGAGUUUUUCGAUGCUGUUUUCCCGUUGCUCUAUGAGAUGUGCAAUACAGCCUCUGUCAAUAUCAUUGGACGAGCUUCAUCAACAAGUGAUGCUGUUAAAACUGAGUCUGAUAAUGUGGAAGAGGGUUACAUUCCGCUCGACAAAAUCAUGGACUGUUUUAAGUCGUGCAUCAAUGUGGCGAACACAGAUGACAUUCUUAAGCGGAAAGCAGAUUUGGUUCAUAUUCUUAUAAUUUCCUUGUCACCGGGUUUCCCAUGGUCAGCGAAAAUAUCGGGAAUUUCGUCUAUAAAAGAGCUUUGUUCAAGACUACAAACUCUGUGGAAUGACUCUACGGACGGGCCUUUACCUGGCGAUGCAACUUCCUUCACUCAUGAGAUCUAUCUCACUUUGAUCCCUAAAUUACUGGAAUGCAUAAACACCGUCAAGAUUGCUCACGUUCAUGUGGCGGCUUCGCAAUGCCUGCUUGAUCUCAUCCAUCUGUAUCGCAAGGUUUCAUCGGCGCAUCGGGUGGACGACGUGGAUCUCAAGGCGGAGAUACUCUCUCUGCUCGAAGUCGAAAAGAAUGAAGAAGCUAAGUCUUUGUUAAGAAAAUCUAUUGAUGCCUUAGGUUUUCUUUCUAGGUGACGUGUCACAUAGGGUAGAACCUUAUGCCUUAAGACAUAUCUCUCACGCCUUUGCAAUACCGGAGAAUUUAAAAUGAUCUCCUUCUUUCGGUAGAGAACUUCGUUAUUUUUCUUCUAGUCAACUUGUUUUUAUUUCACUCGUGUUUUCUAUAAAGAGGCAGAUCUUCUUUUAUUUCCA